GUUUUUGGUCCCUCUUCUAGCUCCUUGCUGGGGGGGUUCCUUUUUCUUUAAUAUAUUUGUCGUUUCCAAAAAAAAACACGUGAUCGCCUAAUUUCUUCACUCAAAAUCUAACAUUAUUUUUGUGGAUUUAGGGAUUGAGAUCGAUUGAUUUUGAUUUUUUAUUGUGAUUUCGAUUCUGAUCUGUAAUCAUGGGAGAGGAAGUGAGAAUCACCGACUACGAUGUCGGCGGGGAGGAUGACGAUCGAGUUUUGGAGUGGGAGGCUGGGUUGCCUAACGCUGAUGAUUUGAUGCCGUUGUCACAGUCUCUGGUACCGGUGGAACUGGCAUCGGCGUUCAGCAUCACGCCGGAGCCUCAACGGAGUAUGAUUGACGUCAACCGCGCUUCUCAAAACACACUAUCAAAUCUCCGAGGGCAGACGGUGAAACAGACAUUGAAUAAAUUCAAUGGUUUUAAGUCGUUUGGUGAUGAUAAAGGAGAUGAGAUGGUUGCGGAAGGCGAUGAAACGGCUGAUCUAACUGGAGAUUGUUCAGAUUCGAGGAAAUUGAGGAGAGUCGAUAGUGGUGGUACCGGUGCGAUUGGUGGAGCUGGAGAGGAAGCUGACUCGGCUUUGCGAGCCGAUGAUUCCUCGGCGAGGACAUCGAAGCGACCUCGUUUGGUCUGGACGCCGCAAUUGCAUAAGCGAUUUGUCGAUGUCGUUGCGCAUCUAGGUGUUAAGAACGCGGUUCCUAAAACGAUCAUGCAAUUGAUGAAUGUUGAAGGAUUGACCAGAGAGAACGUCGCUAGUCAUCUUCAGAAGUACAGGCUUUAUCUGAAACGGAUGCAGGGGUUAUCUAACGAAGGGCCUUCGUCUUCAGAUCACUUGUUCGCUUCAACUCCUGUUCCUCAGAGUUUACACGAGUCCAGUGGUGGUGGGAAUGGGAAUAGUCACGCUCCAGUGCCGAUUCCAAUGCCAUACCCACCGCAGAUGGUGCCCAUGCCUUAUCCACCGCCGCAGAUGGUCUCCCAUCCGGGUGGAGCCGGUGGUGGUGCUUAUCAUCAUGGGUUUGACUCACAUUCUCAUCCAUAUAAUAUGAUGAUGCAGCAAAGGGACUGGUCUGGGAGUAAAUUUGCUUCAGUUUCACCUUAUCAGCACCGUAUGACUCCCAAUGACAAAUAGAGGUUCUAUACCGUUAGUUGGAUAUUCAAGCAAAAAGAGAGGUAUGUAUGGUUACCAGGGCAUGGCUGACCAACUUCUUUGCAGCCCCUCAAAAUCUAUACUGGCAUCAUCAUCAACUUCAAGUUUGAACUGUUGAGGUGUUACAAACUGCUUUGAUGAUGCACUCCUCUGAAUACAAGAGUUGACCUUCAAUGGUUUCAAAAUUCCAACUGCGAAUUUAAAUGUAGCAUUAAUGAUUUGUCAACAAGGUAAUUGAAUUUGCAUAUAGGAUGGAAGCAAAAUAAAGUAGAUGGCAACAAUAGUUUUUCCAUAUCCAUUUAAUUACUUCCAAGUAUUACAUGGAAUAGAGGCUUCAAUUGGUUCUUGCUUUUUAUGGACCCUUGUCUCCAUAUUUGUCUUUUGAGAAAUAAAAUAGAGAUUCAGUAUUUCA
This is a messenger RNA of Lactuca sativa (garden lettuce), 1587 nucleotides long. RefSeq names its product transcription factor PCL1. Gene Ontology annotation, molecular function: RNA binding; DNA binding; DNA-binding transcription factor activity. Gene Ontology annotation, cellular component: nucleus. Gene Ontology annotation, biological process: regulation of DNA-templated transcription. The record is from RefSeq and is a predicted model, not a curated record. NCBI's taxonomy places the organism in Eukaryota, Viridiplantae, Streptophyta, Magnoliopsida, Asterales, Asteraceae.